CUUAUUAUUUUUCUUUACAAAGUUCAAGAAUUGUACAAAAUAAUAAGGGACAGUUUCCUUUGGCUUAUAAUGUGCAAUCACCAUUAAUAUAACAACUCUCGUGAAAAAAAGGUUUAAUUAAAGCAGGCCACUUGCAAUACCUACCACCCAAGGGGUAAAUUUUAUAAAAGAAAUACGUCAACGUCUUCUUUACUUAACUUUAUUUUUAGCAAACGCCCAUAUACAAGAAAUUAAUUAUUUAUGUUUAAAUUAAUGUUUUAUGCUAUGAAAUCAUUGUGUUUUAGUAAAUACACAAAUCGUGUUUUAUUUUUAGUUAUAAAUAGACAGUGAAAUGUGUUAUCGGUUUAUAAUCAUAUUAAAAUAUUAUUAAACGAACCAAACAAUGUCCCGUAGCUCAGAUAUUUUAUUUAUGACGGAAUAUAUAAAAAAUGUUCUAUAUUUUGCUACAGUAAGACCUGGAAAAAUUCUUAAAAACACUGAUGAUACACAUUAUUUUUCUAUAGAUGACGAAUUAAUAUAUGAAAACUAUUAUUGCGACUUUGGACCUUUGAACUUAGGAUGCGUUUAUAAAUAUUGUAAAAUUUUAAAUGAAAAAUUGAAAUUAUAUUUAAAUAAGCAGUGUAUAGUGCAUUAUACUUCUAUAGACCCUAAGAAAAAAGCAAACGCUGCUUUUCUUUUGGGAUGUUAUGGUGUAUUAUAUUUGAGUUUACAGCCAAAAGAUGCUUUAAAGCCUCUGCUUGUAUAUGGACAAAGUUACAGGCCAUUUCAAGAUGCAACCCAAGGUGACUCAACUUAUACAAUUACUUUAAUGGAUUGCCUUCAAGGUUUUUCUAAGGCCCAUGAUUUAAGCUUUUUCAAUUUUCAAGAUUUCGACUAUACAGAAUAUGAUAGAUUGGACAAAAUACAAGGUGGUGAUCUAAACUGGAUUGUACCCGGCAAAUUUUUAGCAUUUAUUGGACCCGUGGAUUACUGUGUAUCUCUAUAUCAUCCUCCUGAAAUGUAUAUAGAUUAUUUCAUAGAGAACAACGUGAAAAUUGUCAUAAGACUUAACAAAAAACUUUACGAUGGAAAUGUGUUCAUUAACGCAGGAAUAACACAUUAUAAUUUAUUUUUUCCUGAUGGUUCAUGUCCACCACGACACAUACUGUUAAAAUUUUUACAAAUUAGUGAAGAAUGUGAUGGUGCAAUUGCUGUUCAUUGCAAGGCAGGUUUAGGUCGCACUGGGUCGCUUAUUGGUUGUUAUUUAAUAAAACACUAUCGUAUGACUGCCCAUGAGGCUAUAGCGUGGAUGAGAAUAUGUAGACCUGGGUCAGUUAUUGGUCAACAGCAGGGAUGGCUGGAGGAUUUAGAACCGUGGUUGAUUAAACAAGGAAAUUUAUAUAGGAGACGCAAUAACCACGAUGUUGAUAAAUUACCAACCCAUGAGUUUGGAAUCUACUCCAUUGUUGAGAAAACACACAAGCAAAGGCCAAUAAUGUUCAGCAAAUCACAAUCCCCACCACCACCAAUUCAGAGAAAAGGUAGAUCAGAUAUAUCUCCACCAGCACGCCCUCAAGCAUCAAAAGUAAGAGAAGCUCCUAGUAAGAUGACCGACAAACCAGAGUUUGGACGGAAGGAGAAGAUGAGUGCUGGACAAAAAUUUCUUAUUAAAGGAACAGAAUCAACUGAAAAAGCGCAAUUUUUCGGAUGGAAGGAGAACCUGAGCACUGGACAAAAAAUUCUUAUAAAAGGAAAAUCACGAGACUCAAGUGCAGCAGUCACAUUACGACGUGGAAGUGGCUCGGGUGAACCGCGUGUAUUGCGACCAUCUUCUAGAACUAAUUCUGUUAACCAGCACGAAAAAUCUAAUGAACCCAAUGAUAGAAAUCUCAGUGGAUAUUUUCAUGUCCCCACAUUUCAUACAAGUCAGACGCCGAUCGCAAAGACAUUAGAUGAUGCUAGGAAUAUUUUAAUGAGGAGUACUUUGUAUAACGAUCAAAGACCAACGUUAUUUAAUGAUCAAAGAAAAAAAUUGUAUUAUAACCAAAGAACAACUGUGGCUCAUGAUCAAAGAGCCAGAAAAUUGGAUUCUGCAAUUAUAGUCAAACCCCAGUGUACUUUUCGUGGAGGGACAAAUAAUGCUUUCAAUGAGCGUCCAAUUCCUGGCAACGCUACAAAGCUAUUACCUUCAACAUUUAGCUCAGUUUCCAGAAGUCCACCUCAACCUCAACAACGACGUCGCCUUGGUAGAAGUCCAAGUCCACCUGCCUUCAAAGUGGUGAAUGAACAAUCUCGGGCUACAAAUACUCCUCCACCGGUUGAAAUCUCCAAAAAUCGUGAUUCAAAUACAAAUCUCAUGGAAGAGCUGUCCAGACUAAAAUUGACAGCGCCAAGGCACGGGUCCACCGGCGCGGCGUCGCUGGGCGCUCGGCGGGACGCGCCGCCCGACCGCCGGGCUCCCUCCGUGCGAUCCGACGAGCGACCACUCGCGACACAGGGAGAUAUGCUUAAUAGCAUUAAGUUCCAGAGAAGAUUCCGUGAAUCUAUAAACGCAGAGAGAUUCGGCAAGUUUAACCACAUACCAAGUACAACUUCCAAAGAUAAGCCGCUAAUUUGCAACACCAACUCGAGGACGGCUUGUGCCGGACCGAAGUCACAUUUUAGUCAAGAACAUAGAUGUAAUAGUCCUACACAAGAGAAAACCAGUUCAGAUACAAGACAGUUUUUCCGCGCUCCACGACCGAGUUCACCAAAAGGCAGACGAUCGCCACACACUUUUUACUAAUUUUUGAUUUUGAGUGUCAAUUGUAGUACAUAUAAUGCAUAUAUUUUGAGAUCUCACUUGCCAUUUUAGUUCAGUGUCAACUGUCAUGUCAAAAGUACGAUUUUAUAGUCCAUUUACAGGUGAACUGUACUUUUGACAUUAUAAUCGAUACAUAGAGCUAACAUGGCGAGUGAGAUCUCAAAAUGUAUGCCUACUUAUACUGUAACUUGUAGUGGCUUCGUUAUAAAAUUUUGAGUGAGCUUUAGUUGACGUUGGUGUUAACUUCUAGGAUAAUAAUAAAUCUGGG
Messenger RNA from Maniola jurtina (meadow brown), 3050 nucleotides. Its product is annotated as tyrosine-protein phosphatase CDC14 homolog. The transcript is spliced from 17 exons. Gene Ontology annotation, cellular component: mitotic spindle; spindle pole; centrosome. Gene Ontology annotation, molecular function: protein tyrosine/serine/threonine phosphatase activity; protein serine/threonine phosphatase activity. Gene Ontology annotation, biological process: cilium assembly; microtubule cytoskeleton organization; positive regulation of cytokinesis. The record is from RefSeq and is a predicted model, not a curated record. Bases 383 to 2764 code for a protein of 793 amino acids. Lineage: Eukaryota; Metazoa; Arthropoda; Insecta; Lepidoptera; Nymphalidae.